Molecule: messenger RNA, 1509 nt
Organism: Spirometra erinaceieuropaei
Lineage: Eukaryota; Metazoa; Platyhelminthes; Cestoda; Diphyllobothriidea; Diphyllobothriidae
Source: the annotation of a GenBank genome assembly
AUGUUGCUGCUGUUCGAGACCGCCGGUGGUUACGCCGUUUUCAAGGUACGGGAUGAGAAACGCCUCGAGGAGAUUCAAGACUUGGCAAAAGAAUUCGAAAACACGGAUUUCAUGAACCAGACGUAUGAUGACAGGUUAACUGUAUGAUACUUUUAGGGUUCAGUUGGAGAAGUUCGUCAAGUUCGAAGACACCAAGGAGGCCCUUCUGGGUGAGUUAAAAUGAUGAGAUUACGGACUAGAGUCUCUGCAGCUGCUGUGGUUGAUAACCUACCGUACUGAGAUCUUUAUAAUCAAGCUCCCUCGACGACUUGAUGGUGUCCAACGCCUUGUUUUAUUUUAGCUGCUACUGACACCAUCGAGGGGAGAAUCUCAAAGAAGCUCAAACGGCUGCUAAAGAAGUUGUACGUCAAGGAGAUCCACGAUGACGUCUUAGCCGUCGCCGACAAGAAACUGUCACAGGAAAUAAAUGCGAAGAUGAACGUCACGACUAUCUCGAAUUCCUCUGUCCAGAAUCUGAUGCGCGCUAUUCGCACGCAUAUGUCGAGCCUUAUUCCGAGCAUAGAGGAGCCGGACAUCAUGCGUAUGCGUCUAGGCCUAGCACACAGCCUGGACCGUUACAAAUUAAAGUGUAAUCCCGACAAGAUAGACACAAUGAUUGUUCAGGCAAUCGGUUUGUUGGACGAACUGGAUAAAGAAUCAAACAACUACGUGAUGAGGUGUAAGGAAAUGUACGGCUGGCACUUCCCCGAGUUAUCGAAGAUCGUCACGGAGAACAUGGCGUACAUUCAAGUCGUGAGACGCAUCGGCGUCCGUGAGAAUGCGGCAAAGAUGGAUUUGACGGAUAUUAUUCCGGAGGAACUAGUAGCCCAGGUAAAAGAUGCAGCGAUAGUAUCUUUGGGGACCGAACUGACCCCUGAGGACGUCGAAAUGAUCCAUUCACUGUGCGAUCAGGUGGUAGACGUUGCUGAAUCUCGCAAUACACUUCACGAGUACUUGGUGAAGAGAAUGGUUGCGGUUGCUCCGAACUUGACUGCUCUCGUGGGCGAGAUACUCGGCGCGCGCCUUAUUGCAAGGGCCGGAACACUCAUAAACCUGGCUAAACAUCCGUCCUCGACGGUCCAGAUCCUUGGCGCGGAGAAAGCCCUGUUCCGUGCGUUGAAGACGCGUCACAAUACACCAAAAUACGGGGUGCUUUACCACGCCAGUCUUGUGGGCCAAGCUGCAUCUGGUAUAAAGGGGAAGAUCUCUCGAAUGCUGGCAGCUAAGGCUUCGCUAUCGAUCCGACUGGACGCUCUUGGUGAUGAGGAUGCUGAUAAUGAAAUGGGAAUUCGGGCCAGGGCCUACCUGGAGGAGCGUCUAAGACAACUGGAGGCAGGAACGGUAAGACUAUUGUGUUUCCUAACAUUCUUUUAGUUUAAUCCUCGCAUUUCGAAAAAGAGGUCGUUCCCCCGAGGUGCAUCUGAAGGUCCUCCGGCCAAAGUAAAACGAAAGUCGGAGGACGGGAUUUGA